AUGCAGUCUGUCUUUUCGCCAUCAAGGGAGGACUGCGAACACCCACCCAAUGCCACAGCUACACUGGUAGCUGCAAACGGAAGCCCCAUCUGCUGCUAUGGAACCCAGACCCGCAGAAUAUCCAUCCUGAGUCAGAAGUAUGAGUGGCCCUUUGUCAUCGUGGAUGUCAAGUUCCCCAUACUGGGCGCCGGCUUUCUCCCACAACAUGGUCUGUUGGUGGAUGUCGGCUAUAAACGCCUCCUAGACACCGGAACCUACUACUCCCGCCCGCUCACCGCUGGCCCAGGAAUGCCUAGUGAAUGUGCCGCCAUGUCGUACAAAUACACUACCCUCCUGCACGAAUUCCCAGACAUCUUCAAGCCAGAACUUUGCCAGGUGCCGGGAACACAAGCCAAGCAUGGCAUCCACCACCAUAUCACCACCACGGGCCCGCCGAUACAUCCCAAAUUUUGCUGCCUGCUGCCCAAGAAGCUCCAGAAUGCUAAACAAGCAUUCCAAGAAAUAGAGAGGAUGGGUACUUGCAAAAAGACAUCAAGCCCAUGGGCCUCCCCCCUUCCACAUGGUGAAGAAGCCAGACGUUUCCUGUGCCAGUACAUCCUGACGACAUCCCAAAGACAGCUAUUAUCACACUGUUCGGAACAUGCACCUUCUCCUACUCCACCUUCAGCCUCAGGAAUGCCGGGGCCACAUUCCAAUGUCUGA
Molecule: messenger RNA, 702 nt
Organism: Macrobrachium nipponense
Lineage: Eukaryota; Metazoa; Arthropoda; Malacostraca; Decapoda; Palaemonidae
Exons: 2
Coding region: 1-702 (233 amino acids)
Source: RefSeq, a predicted model, not a curated record